UCAUUCGAUUUACACGGACGGAUCUAGUUUUGUACGGACAGCUAGCAAGAAGUGAGUCGUGUGCCGGUCUGAGGUCAAACAAACGCUCUACUGUCAACACCUUUGCAGGUAUCCUUUUAGUGGGACGCUGUGUAACAUGGCGAAGAAGAAGAGGCUGCGUCUGAUAGCAGAGAUGGCUCGGAAGAUCCGAGCGUACCGAGAGCUGAAGUCACGACCGCGGGAGUCCCAGAAGUACGCCCUGGACCAUGAGACGAUGAGGAGACCUCUCACGGGGAAGAUGCUGCCCGUGUUGGCCUGGCAGGACGUCCGGCGGGAGAGCCGACUGUUCUCCCUGUUGGCAGGCAUGAGACUGUUCGGAGUGGGCCGCAUGUUCACUCGCAAGUCCUGGCUGGAGGAUCACAACGAGCCCAGCUUCUGGCAGAUUACCAAGGUCAAGGUGGACUACACAGCUGAGAACAUGGAUCAUGGCAAAGCAUGGGGAGUCCUCACAUAUAAAGGGAAAAAAGAGAGCGAGAUGAAAGAAGUAGACAAGGUGAUGUACCAUGACUGGCGACUGAUUCCUAAACACAUGGAGCAGCAGUUUAAGGACUUUGAGCCCCUCCCUGAACCACCUGUGCGCCACGUCCCCUACCCUCCUCUACUCCGGGCCAUGAUGCUGGCCCAUCGUAAAACAGGAGGCAGCACAGUCCUAGAUGAGCCGGCACUGCCUCUGCAGAGAGACGUGGUGCUCAACAAAGACUAUUUUCGCAGACAGGAAAAAGAAAGGCGGAGCAAAGAGGGGACAGCUGUGUAAAGGCUACUGAUGUUUCAAUCUCAGGGGGCCACAACUCUUUCUGAGCUGCUUUAAGAUUAGGCUCCAUCCUGGACAAGAGUGUAAUGCCAUAGUGAGUGUAUGUGUGUUUGAAUUUGACUGAUUUGCUAAAUAAAAAAAUGGGAAUAAAUU
This is a messenger RNA of Oryzias latipes (Japanese medaka), 943 nucleotides long. It is a transcript of the gene mrps34, whose product is annotated as mitochondrial ribosomal protein S34. Gene Ontology annotation, molecular function: structural constituent of ribosome. Lineage: Eukaryota; Metazoa; Chordata; Actinopteri; Beloniformes; Adrianichthyidae. Gene Ontology annotation, cellular component: mitochondrion. The record is from RefSeq and is a predicted model, not a curated record.